AUGUUCUGCAUUGAGCGCAUAAAGCACAUUCGCAGUGCUGAUGCCUCAUCUCCUUUUCGGGCCGGCUCAUUGCUGGAGCGCCAUAUCGAUCGUGCACGUCGCAUUUGUCGAAGUGUAGCAGGCCGUUGUCCACUAUUGAGUGUUCUAGGCUGGUUUGCCUUUAUGGACCCUUCGUGCGUACCGGAAUGGCUGCAUCAUUCGUCAGCAGCUAUUUUUACCGCACCGCAAUCAGAAGCGCUGCCUUAUUUCUGCUCUACGCUGCAUCCGCUAGCAUUCUCUAUUGACUUCGACAGCCUCAAUCGACACGCGAUCAAUGUUCGUGUCCGCUUUUGUAUAGUCGCGCAUUCCUCACGCUCUCCUGUUUCUCACUGCGCUCGCGCUGCUCUCCACGUGGCGCCUCGUUUGCGACGAGGAGAAUUCGAUGCUGUUGUUGCGUCGGAGAUCGUCGAACACGUAGCAGAUCUUGAUGCUUUUGUUGGAGGAUGCGCUCGUCUGGCGAAAUCCGGUGCUCCGCUAUUUUUCACGACAAUUAAUAGAACACUCGCCAGUAGGGUUCUCGCAAUUUGGGUAGCUGAGGUGAAUUAUACAUACUGCUUCAUUAUUUUCCUUGUUUUAUAUUUAAUCUACAGAGUUUUUAUAACAAUUCCUAGAUUUCAUUGGCAAACGUCAAAAAUUUUUCUUCUCACAAUAGAUAACUUUAUUGCUUUUUUUAAAGCAUAUUCUCAAGCAGUUGCUGCGAAUUCUACUUUCUAUAAAAAUGCCAGAUCAAUAGGUAAUACCUGGUAUAUGAUCUACAUCAGAAUCUAAAA
Molecule: messenger RNA, 809 nt
Organism: Strongylus vulgaris
Lineage: Eukaryota; Metazoa; Nematoda; Chromadorea; Rhabditida; Strongylidae
Source: the annotation of a GenBank genome assembly